Messenger RNA from Solanum stenotomum, 1644 nucleotides. RefSeq lists its product as uncharacterized. The transcript has 2 exons. Bases 1 to 1644 code for a protein of 547 amino acids. The record is from RefSeq and is a predicted model, not a curated record. Lineage: Eukaryota; Viridiplantae; Streptophyta; Magnoliopsida; Solanales; Solanaceae.
AUGGGGACUGAUGGAGAAAAUAUUCAAUUAAAUAUUUCUGGAAAAUAUCCAUGCUCAUUUCAAGGUAACAUUACAAGAUUUAUUGAGUUCAAAAUUGAGAAUGACCAAUCUUUGCUUCAAUUUUUUGCCAUUCCUCAGAAAUUUUUGAACAAGAUUGAUAUAAAUCUUUUGGAGAUUGAUGAAAAUUCGGAGGAGGAUGAACCUUCAGAAGAUGAUGGAGAGAGUAAAGCCAUUGAAAGUGAAUCCGAUGAAGAUAUUGGGGAUUUACCUCAAAAUAAUAGUGGGGUAAAUCUUCAAAAUCAAUUUGAUCAGGAUGUAUCUGAAAUGCAAAAUAAUGAUAUACCUUACUUUACAACAUUGGAGAAUGGGGAAGAUAUUUUUAUCUCUACUCGUGAAUCCGAAAUGAAAUGUUGUUCUGUUUGGUCCGAGGAUGCAAAAAAAGAUUUAGAAAAAGAUAUGUAUUUUAGCAGCAAAGCUAAGUUGAAACGAGCUGUGACAAUUUGGAGUUUGCGCAAAAAUAAAGAAUUCAAGGUUGUAAUAUCAACUAAGAGCAUAUGGACUGUGAGAUGCAUGUUUUUUGAUUCAUUGGGUUGUCCAUGGUUUCUUCGAGGUCGGAAGGUUGGAGGUAGUCUUUGGAAGAUAGGAAAAUAUUUUAAUAAUCAUAGAUGUGAGACUGAAGGGCUUACAACGGGUCACACUAACUUAGAUACCAAUUUAAUUGCAUCUUUGUUUUUAAAUCAAAUACGUAAAAAUCCCAAAUUGUUGGUAGUGGAUGUCAUUUCUAAGGUUCAUGAAAAAUUUGGUCAUCAAGUAAUAUAUAGAAAAGCGUGGCUUGGGCGUCAACGUGCAUUUACAUUGGUAUAUGGUGAUUUUCAAAAAUCAUUUAGUGAGCUUCCUAAGUUUUUUGCAGCUUUUCAAUACUUUAAUCCUGAAACAGUUGUGGAAUGGAAACACGAAGAGUCAAUGAGUUUGCCAGAGGUAAAAACUUUCAAGUUUGUAUUUUGGGCUUUCAAGCCAUGCAUUGAUGGAUUCCAAACUUGUCGUCCUGUUAUUUCAGUAGAUGGAACUCAUAUGUAUGGUAAAUAUGAGAUAAAAUUGUUAAUUGCUGUUGGAGUUGACGGAAAUGAUAACAUUCUUCCUCUUGCGUUUGCUAUUGUUGACAAGGAGUCGAAAGUGGCAUGGAAAUGGUUUUUUAGGAAACUGAGUACACAUGUGAUAAAGGAUAGAGAAGACAUAUGUAUUAUCUCUGAUAGGGCAAAAGGAAUCUUGACUAGUUUAUCAGAAUUGUGGCAAUUUCAGGAGCCUCGGGCCUUUCAUCGAUUUUGUUUAAGGCAUCUUAAAAGUAACUUUCAAUCUCAAUUUCCAAACAGGGACCUCAGUAAUCUGAUGUGGAGGGCUGCUACUGCUCAUCAAGUAAGAAAGUUUGAAGCUUUGAUGUGGGAAAUUCAAAAAGAAAAUAGAGAAGCAUAUGAAUACCUCAUGCGAAUUACAUUGAACAAAUGGACUGUUAGCCAUGAUGAUGGAAAACGAUGGGGAGUAUUGACAAAAAAUCUUUCAGAAUCUUUCAACGGACUUCUAAAGAAAGCUCGAAGCUUGCCUGUCACUGCCAUGGUUAGACUUUCAUUGGAGCAAACUGUUGAAUGA